GGGUCAAAUCAGUCCCAUUAGCCAUGUGAAGAAAUAUACUUUUCAAAUAUUGAUCAUUUAAUGCACAUCUCCUUCUCAGAGAUCCAGCAGACAAGCCUCGUCUUCCUCAAAGGUCUCCCACCCGAAAAUGGAGAGAAGUGUCUCUCCAAUGCCCACUCUUCUUUUCAUUGCAGCUUUCAUGGCUGCCUCUUGCUAUCCUUUAGAAGCAGCCGAUUCUAAAGGGUCUUUUGAAGAUAAUUUCAAUAUAAUGUGGUCUGAGGACCAUUUUACGACCUCCUCGGAUGGGCAGAUCUGGUAUCUCUCAUUGGACAAAGAAACAGGUUGUGGGUUUCAAACAAGGCAAAGAUAUAGAUUUGGGUGGUUUAGCAUGAAACUCAAGCUUGUCGGAGGUGACUCUGCCGGCGUAGUCACAGCUUACUAUAUGUGCACGGAAAAUGGGGCAGGGCCAACGAGAGACGAGUUAGAUAUUGAGUUCUUAGGGAAUAGGACCGGGCAGCCCUAUCUAAUCCAGACAAACGUGUACAAAAAUGGAACUGGGAACCGAGAGAUGAGGCACAUGCUUUGGUUCGAUCCCACCGAGGAAUUCCACAGCUAUUCCAUUCUCUGGAACAAUCACCAGAUUGUGUUUUUUGUGGAUAGAGUUCCGAUAAGGGUGUUCAAGAACAAUGGGGAAGAAAAUGAUUUCUUCCCGAACGAGAAGCCAAUGUACAUGUUUUCGAGCAUUUGGAACGCCGACGACUGGGCAACAAGAGGUGGGCUGGAGAAGACGGAGUGGAAGAAUGCCCCGUUUGUGUCCUCCUACAAGGACUUUAGCGUCGAGGCUUGCCAAUGGGAGGAUCCUUACCCUCCAUGCGUAUCAACCACCACUGAAAAUUGGUGGGAUCAAUACGAGGCCUGGCAUCUCUCGGAUUCCCAGAAAAUGGACUAUGCUUGGGUGCAGAGAAACCUUGUUAUUUAUGACUAUUGCAAGGACUUUGAUCGGUUCCCAAAACUGCCAGGGGAGUGUUCUUUGAGUCCAUGGGAUUGACGAGCAUUCAGUGAUACAGAGUUUUUUUUUUUUUUUUUUCAGUCUUCAAUUUGGAUGGGUAUAAGAUGCAUUUUUUGUUCUGUUUAUUGUAUCUGAACAUUAGAUUCCUAUCUAAUUCAAUUGAUUAUUUAUUAUAA
This is a messenger RNA of Juglans microcarpa x Juglans regia, 1164 nucleotides long. Its product is annotated as probable xyloglucan endotransglucosylase/hydrolase protein 8. Gene Ontology annotation, molecular function: xyloglucan:xyloglucosyl transferase activity; hydrolase activity, hydrolyzing O-glycosyl compounds. Bases 128 to 1027 code for a protein of 299 amino acids. Gene Ontology annotation, biological process: xyloglucan metabolic process; cell wall biogenesis. The record is from RefSeq and is a predicted model, not a curated record. Gene Ontology annotation, cellular component: apoplast; cell wall. NCBI's taxonomy places the organism in Eukaryota, Viridiplantae, Streptophyta, Magnoliopsida, Fagales, Juglandaceae. The transcript has 4 exons.